AUGAUUACAGUAACCCGAAUUCCAGGAUUGAAAAUUUCAGGAAAGAUCAAAUUAGGACCAAGAUAUGCACAGGGAAGCCUUGACUGGACAGAUAGUUUACCAACACUUGGAUUGUCUCCGCUUGACGGAAUCGGCGGAGAAGUUGCUUUCCUUCUGGAAGACGGAAUUUCACGUGGAGGAUGUUUGGGUCUUGAGAAGAUGGUUCGGUUGGGAGAGUGGCUUCUAGAGACUUCUGACGUUGAGAUUCCUCGGCCAUACGACGUGAUUCCUCUUCCAUGGCAUGUUGACGUCUGGCCUCUUCUUGACGCUUCGCUUCCUCCUCCUGCUUACGCUUCUCCAUUUUGGCGAUAUCUGCUGCGAGUGACUCUUGAUACUCUUUCUCCUGAAGACGACGGAUCUCCUCCCGUUCUCUUCUCUCUCUGA
Molecule: messenger RNA, 423 nt
Organism: Caenorhabditis remanei
Lineage: Eukaryota; Metazoa; Nematoda; Chromadorea; Rhabditida; Rhabditidae
Exons: 2
Coding region: 1-423 (140 amino acids)
Source: RefSeq, a predicted model, not a curated record